AUGAUUGACACGAGUCCAAGCAUGAAACGUGUGUUCGAAUUCAAGGCACUAUAUCUCCUGUCCACAGUUGUUCAGAAUGGGAAAAAUCGGUACGCGGAACAGGUUCAGAUCCAUGCGACCCGCCAAGCUGGUUAUAACGCCACCAUCAGCUCCUGCGAAAAGGGCCUGCAGUGGGAGAUGGCACUGCACCUGCUCGGCUCCAUCGUGCGUUCCAGGAUCUCCCCGGACGUCAUUAGCUACAACGCAGCCAUCAGCGCCUGCGAGAAGUGCUCACAGUGGCCAGUGGCUCUGGAGCUCUUCAACUGCCUUCCCUUAGCCAGGUUGGAGCCCAACGCCGUCAGCUACAACGCUGUUCUGGGCUCAAGCCUGCAGUCGUCAUCUGCAGCCGUGCAAGAAUCCAUCUUGGCCAUGAUCAAGAUGCACGGCCUGCCUGCGGCAGCGACUCUGAUCACAUACAACGCCUUGAUCUCGGCCAUCGACGGCCGACACUGGCAACGAGGCUUGGAGCUCUUCCAGCAGCUUCAGAAGGAGUCCCUGAGGCCCAACGUCAGGUGCUACUCUGCAGCCAUAAGCGCGUGUGAGCGAGGUGAGGCUUGGAACGCUGCCCUGCAGCUGCUCGACGAUCUGCAAGGCGCACGCGGACGCUGUGACGUUGUCGCCUUUGGUGCUGCCAUUGCUGCCUGCGCCCAGCGAGAGAGGUGGGAGGCAGCGCUCUGGAUUCUUGCAGACAUGAGGUGUCAAGGUGUGCCGCCCAAUGUGAUCUGCUACAGCGCAGCCAUCAGCGCCUGCGAGAAGCGUGGAAUCUGGCAGUCUGCCCUGGGCUUGGUCCGCACCUUGCGCGACGACGCCCUGCAGAUGUCCCUGGUGUGCUACAAUGCCGCCAUCAGUGCUUGUGAGAAAGGUGGCCGAUGGCGUUUGGUGUUGGCACUCACAAAGCAAAUGGCAUCCGAAGGCUUGCAACCAGAUCUCGUCACUCUCAGCGCCUGUCUCAGGGCCUUCACGGCAAGUCUAGCCUGGGCGCAUGCGCUGCGAGUGCUGACGGAAUCUGCACGCGAGGAGGUCAUGGACAUGGACACUUGUAGCCUGGCCGUCACUGCGUGCGAGCAGGCAAGGAGCCACGGGGGUCGAGCUCCGCAGCUCCUAACCAUGGCGCAGCUGCGGUCCGUGGCUGCCCUCAAG
Messenger RNA from Symbiodinium natans, 1179 nucleotides. NCBI's taxonomy places the organism in Eukaryota, Dinophyceae, Suessiales, Symbiodiniaceae. The record is from the annotation of a GenBank genome assembly.